AUGUAAUAACAACCUCAAUAGAAUCCAACUGAGGAAAAGAAACUCAAUAGAAUUGGUAAGCCAAAGGGAAUGAAUACUUAAAAACCAUUGGACAAAACAAAUGCAUGGAGUUCAGAUUAAUAAAGUACUUAAGCAAUUUAAGCGCUUUCUCGUUUGGGAAGAUUUAUUUGUUUUUAGCAAACUGGGAAAAAAAAGAUAGCAAUUGAUUAGAAUGAUUAAAAUAAAGCUACAGUUGAUUAAAAUGAUUAAAAUAAGACUAUAGUUGAUUAGAGUUAAUAAUCUAAGCCAAAAUAAAAGCAACCAUUAGAUGCUCCUGGGAUAUUUUUAAAUUCUUCUUAGAUAUAGAUUGUUAAACUCAUAGGAGAAUAUUGUCAAAUUGUUGAAAAAUCUAAUAAAAAUUGUAUUGUCUUCUUUUUUAGAUCUUCACAUCCUGAAUUUGAAAUAAUAAAUGGUGUUCCAUAACUUAUAAAUAACUUUGAUAAAUAUGGCAUUUAUCCUGCCUUAAAGAAAUUAGCACCAAUGUUAAAUUAAAAGUUUCUUGAUGAAUAUUUUACAUAUCUAUAAUUUCAACAUGGAUAAUUGUAAUAUAUUAAAGAAAUACAAGUAUUAUAUGAUGAUUUUCAUAACAAAACUUUAAAAAGUGCUGAAACCCUUUUAUAAUGUCUUUUUACAAAAUAUUUAAUUAAAUACUUUGAGGAUUUAGAUUUGCUUACAAAAAAAAAUUUUUAAGAAAGAGUAGAAAAUAUAUAUGAAAAAUUCUAUAAUGAACAUUAAACAAAAUAAGAUUAUGAUGCAUGUAUUAAUGAAUUACUAGCUUGUAUGUAAGUAGAGGAAGAAUUUGAUUAAUAAUACACAUGUGAUUGA
Molecule: messenger RNA, 864 nt
Organism: Paramecium primaurelia
Lineage: Eukaryota; Ciliophora; Oligohymenophorea; Peniculida; Parameciidae
Source: the annotation of a GenBank genome assembly